ACCACAAUCACCACACGGCGCCAUAUUAGAUAGACAUUAUAUUGCUGCAGACGAAGUCAAGGAAGGGGAUCAGUACUCCAGAUGACAAGGGUACUCAGGCCGCUGUAGUCAGUUCGCAAAACCCUCGAGGUAACUGCUAUAUGGUUUACAACAAAUAAUAGUGUCAAACAUCUCGGGCAGCGUAGUCCGAGGCGUCUUGUUUUCGUCGUUGUUUCGCUAAGUUGCCGGCAGACAUGACUACCUUGGUUCAGCGGAAUUCGGGCCUCGUGCAGAGGCGGACCGAAGCCUCGCGCAACGCCGCUGACAAAGACCGUCCGUCCGGCGAGGAGGACCAUGAGCCCCGGCGGGGAGACGAGCAGGACGAUGAUGAUACCGGAGACUCCAAAGAAACACGUCUCACCUUGAUGGAAGAAGUGCUGUUGUUGGGACUGAAGGACCGAGAGGGCUACACCUCGUUCUGGAAUGACUGCAUUUCAUCAGGUUUGCGUGGUUGCAUGCUGAUUGAACUGGCCCUGCGAGGACGUCUUCAACUGGAGGCUUGUGGCAUGAGGAGGAAAGGUCUGCUGGCCAGGAAGGUGAUUUGUAAGUCAGAUGCUCCAACAGGUGACGUGCUCCUGGAUGAAGCACUAAAACACAUCAAAGAUACCCAACCACCAGAGACCGUGCAGAGCUGGAUUGAACUGCUCAGUGGAGAAACGUGGAACCCCCUGAAGCUUCAUUAUCAACUGCGGAAUGUCCGUGAACGGCUGGCCAAAAACUUGGUGGAAAAAGGCGUCCUCACCACUGAGAAGCAGAACUUCCUGCUUUUUGACAUGACCACACAUCCUCUGACCAACAACAACAUCAAGCAGCGCCUCAUCAAGAAGGUCCAGGAGGCUGUCCUGGACAAGUGGGUGAACGACCCCCAUCGAAUGGACAAGAGGCUGCUUGCGCUCAUCUUCUUAGCCCAUUCCUCUGAUGUCCUGGAAAAUGCCUUUGCGCCGCUGCUAGAUGACCAAUACGACCUGGCCAUGAAGAGAGUGCGGCAGUUGCUGGAACUGGAGCCUGAGGGGGAGAGCAUGAAGGCCAACGCCAACGAGCUGUUAUGGGCUGUGGUGGCCGCCUUCACCAAAUGAGGCAACCACAAAGAGGACAGCAAGUAGUUGUGGCAUUCACGUGGCAUUGUACUUUGGGGUAGGAAUCAGAGUACUGACCCCAACAUGGUGACUUGACUGAAUUACAGUUGACCCCUUCCUGGACUAUUGGAAUGGGCUGCCCUCUUUUCUCAUGCCUCUCCCUGCUUCAUUUUCUUUUCCUUGCAGGUAACUGUCGACGUUGAUCCUUCAUGGCCCAGUCCCCUCCUCCCCCCAUAUGCCAUUUGUGUUCACUUUUGCUAAAAAAUUAAUAACUCACAUGGAACUCUAAAUGAAGUGGCUGGUGAUGAUAUGGGUUAGGCCGAAAUCAAGAUGUCGAUUCAUAUCCUCCUUAUUUUCUAUUGGGUAUAUCUGUGGAACUGUUUCUUAGAGGUACGAUAUGUAUGGCACAGGUUACUUAUGGUAGCAUCCUGAUACACCUGAGAAUAAAAUAACGAGCUGUGACGUACAUGUACAAAUCCAUGUACAGGGCAGUAAUGCUGUGAAGGAAAGAAAGGUUAACUGAUACUCCUGUCAAGUCUUUAACUGGAUAUCUUUUACGAAAUGUGAUUGAAAUGUAUGGAUAUGAUGUAUUUGGUGUCUCAGCAUUCUUUUACUCUGAAAUUAAGUGCUGGGAGAAAACUAAUGUGGUCAGAUCUGAGAGUCUGAGUCCACUACCUAGUACUGAGUGUACUCAGUUGAUGCCUCUUAAUCCAUCCAUUAUAUAUACCUGCUUGUCCUGUGCAGGGAUGCACGGGGCUGGAGACUGUCCCAGCUCACACUGGCUGAGGGGAAGGGUACACCCUGGACACGUCGCCAGUAUACCAUAGGGCUGACACAUGGAGACAGACAAGUCCACCUGCAGGCAAUUGAGUUUCCAGUUCACCUGACCUGCAUGUUUUUGGACUGUGGGGAGGGGGUGGGGGGACCCAGUGCAGGCACUUGGAGAAAAUUCCAACUCCACACAACUGCCUGUUGGAUUCAAACUGAAGAUUUGCUUGGUGUGAAGCAACAGCGCUUUCCACUGAGCCACCAUGCCGCCCUACAUUCCAUCCCUUCUGAUCAAAAGUUGCGUGGAAGAUCAUUCGUUUGUCAACAGGACAAUAAGCCUGCACAUGCAUGGACACUUGCAGUCCCAGGAAUACGGAGCGCUGACUUGGGUAACUUAUCAGUUACUUUGACCACAGCCCCACUGAAUAUUUCUUUAAAAAUGAAAAGCCAAAUUAUGGAGAACAUCAUUAGACAGACUCGUUUAGGGCAUUCGGUAAAAAACGUGCUGGAAUAAUACAAACUCCGAAGUUCUGCAAACAUGUAGAAUUGAUGGGGUGUAUGAUAAUGGAAGAAAAAUAAAAAUACUAAUAUUUAAUGAACCUUUCUGUCAUAAGUGAAAAUAGGUCAUACAGUUUUAAAUGUCCUCCGGCUCACAGUUUUUUGUUUGUUUGUUUGUUUGUUUUUAAUUUGCAAUGAAACAUGGAUUUGGUGGAGGACUUGGAUUGUAUGUCAUCUAGAGACACUGUCAAAACAUGUGCAUGUCUAAUAUAAACCAGGUUACAUUCAGGAUUCCAGUAUGUAAUAUUUGACAGGUAACACAUCUUAGUCUGGGUCCAAUUUCAUCUCCUUGAUAAAACAAAUGGCUCUAAAAUUGUGUAGGCUAAUUUAUGGGAUUUGGUAGCAUCAGCUAACACAGCUUUUAACUGUGUGAGCUGAUACUUACUGGGGCUUAAAAAAAAGAAUAAAUAUUUUAUGGGCAGAAACAAACUCAGGAAAGUAGACCUAAUCAAUGCCAGCUACCUUUGUUGGCAAAAUUCAAAUAGACAUUUUGUUUUCACUUAUUAGUGAAUUUAAAUAUAAUCAAAAAUGAAGUAAUCAACAGGUCUUGGUGCAGAAAAAAUGCAUUUAGGAUGAUCUCCUCAUCUUUUGAGUUUCUGUAUUCUACCUGGUCUUGAUUUAAAAAAACAAAAAAAAAAAACACCUUUAAGUCUUUGACUCAAGACAUUUUGUGAAAAACUUGCUUAUGAAUGUGAAGAUGAAUGUGAAUUUCAACUCUUCUCCAAUACAGGGAGAGGUCAAGGGCAUGUGAAGUCCCUUUAAAACAGACUGGAUCACACACAAAGUGCUACCACAGCUCCUUCAAAGAUAGAAUUAAAGGGGAACUUUGAUAUUUUUAACCUGGACCCUAUUUUCCCAUGUUUUGGAUCUAAGUGACUCAUACCCCUUUUCCACUAAAGUUAGGGCAUGUACGCAGGCUUUUUAAACAUGGGCCAAUUUGCUAAAAAUAGGCUGUAGACUCUUCUGCCAUUGCUAGUAGACAGAUGAAUAUGCCUCUCUGUGUGCAUAUUUUUAUUUUACUGGUGUGUCACGUUUAAUGUUACUGACAAGCUAUUAAUCAGUAGAAAGCAGCAUGGAGGCAUGUGAGACCUUUAUGGCGGUUACUUCCGUUUAUAUAUCUCUUACUUAUGCAGUCUCUCUUUCAAACUCAGUGCAGACUAAUUUGGAUCAAUGUUUGAUUGCUGCAGAGACCACCGGUAUUUUGUGGUGGCGUGUUAUUGCAUCUUGCCAGUUAAUAGGGGUGGGAAUCACCAGAGGCCCCAUGAUUCGAUGUUAUUAUGAUACGCAAGUCAUGAUACAAUAUUAUUGUGAUAGUAAACAUGCUGCAAUAUGCUGAGUUUUGUGAUUAAAGUAAAUGUUAAUAAUAACAAUAUUUUUAACUAAGUUAUGUCCCCAAAGAAAAACUUUGUCAACAUCUGCAUUAUCCAGUAAGAUAAAGUUUUUAGUCUGUUCAUCUCACUUCAGUAAUUUUUAUUGCAGCAAAAUGUUUGUAACAGACUGAAAAAGCAAUUGAUUAUAUUAUUCUCGAGAUCUAACAAAAGUUUGAUUUGUAUUUGUUGAAUAUUAAUCAUUUAUGUAAUAAAAAAUUGAUAGUUGGAGUCCGUUUAACAAUACCGUAUUGCCACACAAAAAAAAUCACCACACUAUGGCGUAUCAGAUUGUUGCUCUAAGUUUAUCAGCGUAAGUACAGAAAGUGUAGCUUAGUGUUGUCUAAAAAGAACGUGACUUCUCCUUUAGUGCGGCUCGGUUACAUACACUAACGAACAGACUGGAUCACUGAAAGGCAAAGAAAAACAUUUUACUUCUCUGUAGUGUCCUGUCUAAGAUGUUGUCAGACACUUCUAAUAAUCGUCUGAGCCAAAAACAAGCACUUUAAAUUAGGGAUGCAUGAUAACAUUGACACGUCAUCGGUAUUGGCUGAUAUUGGCUGUAAAAUGAAAUAUCGAAAUCGGCUGAUGUGCUUUUUUUUUAUUUUGCAUACAUUGAAAAGCAUUUUAUUUUAUGUCUCUAUCUGCUGGUGGGCCAUCAUGAUAAGAGUAUGCAUGCAUAAUACGAUGUUAAUUCCACUGCAGAAGAGACUUGAUCACUAAAAUUAGGUUGGGGAAAAAAAAGUGGAUAUCUUAUAUCGAUAUCUGUAUUGGGUAUCAAUCAAAUAAGUUGGUAUAUAUCUGCAUAUCGGAUAAAGGCAAACAAUCCAGUAUCAUUCCUUCCUACUUUAAAUUAAGUCAAUUGAUGGUGCACAGUUUCCACAGGGAUUACAUUGCAGCCUGUUUUGCUACUGCUGCGGCGGCUUCAGCGAUCUUGCCAGUACUGGACCAAUUUUAAAAACGGUUCAUUAGUCAUGUAGACCCCAAAGCAUGAGAAAGUAGGGUCCAAAUUAAAAAAUACCAAAGUGUCUUUAAGUCUUGCAAUUUCCCAAACUCUCAUUUACAUGAUUUGAUGUCUUGUCUGUACUUCCGUUAAUGUUUUUAUUGAACGUAAGAGCCAUUUCCUGACCAAAACCCGCUGUGUGCAUUGACAAACAGCAUCCCAAAAGUUCUGUUUUCAGUGUUGAGGUUAGAGCCCUGUAUCAAUUAAUGUCAACAAACCCAAUGCUUGACCAGAUAACACACCAUAUCUAGUAUGUAAAUGAGGCUUCUUCAGAGUUGUUUUAAGUGUAUUUUUUCACUUAAUGGAGCUAGGCAAGCAGUUUCAUCUGCCUCCAGUCUUUGUUAAACCUGGCUUAACAUAUUCCAGACCAGACCUUGACUGCACAGAGCUGAAAUAGAUAUUGAUCUUCUCAUGUGAGCGUGGGCUUAGUGGCAAACAAGUGCAUUUCCUGAACUGUCAGCGAUGCUUAAAUGUUCAGUUUUUCUUUGCAGUUACUUGCGAAUGCUUUCAAAAUAAAUCCACUGUAUUUACUAAACUUUUAAAAAA
Messenger RNA from Epinephelus moara (kelp grouper), 5357 nucleotides. It is a transcript of the gene golph3a, whose product is annotated as golgi phosphoprotein 3a. Lineage: Eukaryota; Metazoa; Chordata; Actinopteri; Perciformes; Serranidae. The record is from RefSeq and is a predicted model, not a curated record. Gene Ontology annotation, cellular component: trans-Golgi network; cytosol; Golgi cisterna. Bases 234 to 1115 code for a protein of 293 amino acids. Gene Ontology annotation, molecular function: phosphatidylinositol-4-phosphate binding. The transcript is spliced from 4 exons. Gene Ontology annotation, biological process: Golgi organization; Golgi vesicle budding; Golgi to plasma membrane protein transport.